Mesorhabditis belari is the source of this 477-nucleotide messenger RNA. The record is from the annotation of a GenBank genome assembly. Lineage: Eukaryota; Metazoa; Nematoda; Chromadorea; Rhabditida; Rhabditidae.
AUGUCUUUGGAUAACGAUCGUGAUGCAGAAACAUACGAUGUCUGUGCGUUAGAUAAGCUCGAAGACUCUAUAGUCAAAGAAAGAGUCGAAGCGCAUGCUGCACAAAAACAACAGGCAAAGAAAAUGCUGGAAUCAUCAGAACAAAGAUUUGCACCUUUGCACAUUGGGAGCAAUGUGCGGAUUGCAAUUGGCCCUGUUGAUCGACCAAAGAUUGGACAUCGAAACCUAAUGGGUGUUGUCAUCGCCGAGGAGAAUGGUUUUUACACAAUUGGAACUUCAAAUGGAUCUUUGAACCACAAAUUUUUGAGAAAUCAACUACAUCCUUCACGAUCACUUCCUUCCGAGCAGCCAUUGGUGAAGCAUCAGUUCAUGGAAAACAAGGACACAAACAUUGUCUAUGUAACGGAGGAUGCUCAACAAAUCGAUGUGCCUGCAAGAAAAAUGAUAUUUUUUGCAACUCCCGAUGUCACCACAGUC